AAGAAAAAUUUGAGUUGCACAAGGACCCAGAAGAAUUCAAUCUUAUAUUUAAUCCUGCUUGCAUGUUGCAGUGGUACAGAUAGGAAGCAAGGGUGCCAAGCUUUUGCUGUUCUACGUAGUAAGUUAAUAUAAGCAGAAUUAAAAACUGUAGAAAUGAAGUUUGCUGAAGACAAAUUUGAUAGAGAUAAAACUUUUGUAAAGCUUUCAAAGUCCAUGCUUAUGGUUUCAGUUAAGAGCGUUUAAAGUUCAGCUAGUUCAUGGCCCUGUAAUAAAGCAAUACUGUCUCCUUAUGUUUCACUAAACUGAUGUUGCUAAAGAACAAAUUGUUAAAAUAAGGUUCCAACCAAGAGUCAAUAUUGAACUACCUCUGGCAGAAACCAUUGUCACAGGCUCAGCGCUUGCUAUAGUUCCAGGAGUGAAUGUUGACCUGUAGUAAUUGACAGAUGGAUAUGAUCAUGUCAAGAAAAUGAGCCCAUUUUGAUGUCUAAUUAGAGUUCAAUGAAGGGUUUUUUGAACUUAGGUGCUUCAGUUGUUAAAAACUAACUUCUCUCCAGGAAAAUGAAUGGUGCUGCUAAUUGUUUCUGAAUGUGAAAUUAAACACCUCCAGAUCAAUAUAUAUCAGCUUCUGGAAUAUCCUGUCCAAAUUGUUAAGGCUUGUAUUGACUAUCCAGGUUCUUAGUUGUUCCUCUCUGCAGUAGUGUAUAGAUUUUGCCAGGCUAGAGGGAACGGAGAAGAUGCUAUCAAGAGCAACCUGCUUUGUCUAAUCUUUUAGGAUGUAGAAAACAAGGGAAUACCUAGUGACCUUGAAGGCAAAGUCAAAGUGUAACACAUUAACUUAAUAACAGUGAACUCAAACGGUGUAGCAGUUUGCAUUUUACCCCACCUCCUGGAUCCAAGAAGUAUUAGAAGACUCGCUGCUUUUAUUCCUCAGUCUUUAAGGCUUGACUGAAUCCCUCAAGUCAUUUUGUACCCACGGUUUUUGAUGCUCCCUGUUCUCUGUGCUAGUGGUAUUGGUUGUUUUCAAACAGUCUUUCUGCCGCCUUCCUCCCGCUUUGUUCCCUAAUCACAUGUUCCCCUCUAUUCUCCUGCAAAAUUCCUAGCUCCUGCAAUGUAUCUCUCUGCUUUUCAGAACUUUCACUGCUAAGCCAGCCCUGUCCAAAUCUACUGAGUUUAUCGGGCUCUUGAUCUCAUCUCUGCUGUACCUGUGUUGGUCUCAAAUAGCUGCUGUUUCAUUGAGUACACUUUCAUUUAACCUUUAAGGUUCCUCUGCCAACGUGUUACUGCCACAGGACUCCUUUGGCGUGUGCAGUCUGCUGUUGUGGGAUCCCUCACUUGAUGUUCUGAGCAGAAACAGAAAGCUCAAAUGUUGAGCAGCGCUUCUUAUCAGUGCCAGCAAAACAGCAAGUCUUGUAGAUAUAACUCUUGAAGAAACGAGCUAGUAAGUCUUCAGAAGAUUUGAACCCUUGCAUUUUCAAGAUAGGAGAAAUCUGACAUGAGGAACACUGAGAUGAGGCUUCUCUGUACCUCACUUUUUCUAAUCAUGAUUGGUUGGCUAGCUGAAGGCACCUUGUCAAAGACAGAUGCAAAGAAAGGAGCUUCAAAAAAACUGGAAGAAAAGACACUGCAUUCCGAUAAAAAAGUACAGGACCGGGGGCUGGUAGUUGUUGAUCCAAAGGCAAAGGAUAUUAUACUCGAACACAGAAGUUACUGCUUCAAGAAGAUAAAGGAAAGGCACUUCUCAGGAGACGUUCUGGGUUAUAUUACUCCUUGGAACAGCCAUGGCUAUGACAUUGCUAAAAUAUUUGGAAAUAAAUUUACACUCAUCUCACCAGUCUGGCUACAGGUGAAAAGGAGAGGGAAGGAAAGGUUUCAGUUCACUGGGCUCCAUGAUGCUGACCAAGGCUGGAUGAAAGAUGUCAGAAAAAACUCCAAAAACAUCAAAAUAGUACCUCGAAUUUUGUUUGACGGCUGGACUUACCAAGACUUUGAGAGUGUUUUUGGCAGUGAAGAUGAGAUAGAGGAGCUUUCCAAGAAUAUGGUUCUGCUAGCCAAGAAUGAAAAUUUUGAUGGUUUUGUAGUUGAAGUUUGGAGUCAGCUGGGAAAUCGAAAGCAAAUGGAGCUGAUUCACUUGCUCACUCACCUUUCUGAAGCUCUGCAUGAAGCGCAACUUAAACUCAUCCUGGUCAUCCCUCCUGCAGUUGCAGCAGGGACUAACCAGCCAGGAAUUUUCACAAAGAAAGAAUUUGAUCAGUUGGCGUCAGUGGUAGACAGCUUCAGUCUCAUGACAUAUGACUAUUCAACACCACAACGACCUGGUCCAAAUUCCCCUCUUCCAUGGGUACGAGCCUGUGUUCAGGUACUGGAUCCUGAUUCAAAAUGGAGGAAUAAAAUACUUCUAGGGCUGAAUUUCUAUGGCAUGGAUUAUUCUGCUUUGGGAGCCUCUGGGGAGCCAAUCCUUGGUAGCAGGUACAUUGAAACCUUGAAGGAGCACAAACCAAAAAUUGUCUGGGAUGAGCAAAUUGCUGAACACUACUUUGAAUACAAAAAAAAUAAAGGAGGAAAGCAUGCCAUCUUCUAUCCAACACUGAAGUCCAUCCAAUUGCGUUUAGAGCUUGCAAAAGAGUUGGGCACUGGAAUAUCCAUCUGGGAGCUGGGACAAGGCCUGGAUUAUUUUUAUGACCUGCUUUAAAAUAGGAGACGACCUGGGAAAGACUUUAUUUGCUUCAUUUAGACUCCAUCUUCAAUUAACCUGGGUAUUCUGAAGAGGUGAUUUUUUAAAAUAAUUUUUGUAAUUUAUAUCAUAAGUGUAUUAAACUUCCAUUUUUUUCCCAAUAAAGAA
Molecule: messenger RNA, 2839 nt
Organism: Struthio camelus australis
Lineage: Eukaryota; Metazoa; Chordata; Aves; Struthioniformes; Struthionidae
Gene: CHID1
Product: chitinase domain containing 1
Biological process (GO): carbohydrate metabolic process
Cellular component (GO): endomembrane system
Molecular function (GO): chitin binding; oligosaccharide binding
Source: RefSeq, a predicted model, not a curated record